Messenger RNA from Myxozyma melibiosi, 1107 nucleotides. RefSeq lists its product as uncharacterized. The record is from RefSeq and is a predicted model, not a curated record. Gene Ontology annotation, molecular function: acyltransferase activity, transferring groups other than amino-acyl groups. NCBI's taxonomy places the organism in Eukaryota, Fungi, Ascomycota, Lipomycetes, Lipomycetales, Lipomycetaceae. The transcript has a single exon. Bases 120 to 995 code for a protein of 291 amino acids.
UGCGAAGUCGAAGAGCACCGUCUUUUCUCUUUUCUUUCUGUUUAAAAGAAGGGAAAGGCCUGUUUCUGUUCUUUCUUCUGUUCAGUCGUAAACAGAAUCUGACAAAACACACAUUGACAAUGUCCGCGCCUUCGACAACCACCGAGACCACAGAGGCAGCAGCAGCACCUGCUCCUCCCAAGGCCCUCGAAAUCCGACCUCUGCAGCCCACAGACUUCGGCCCGACCGUCGACCUCGUGAGCGAAGCCUACCUGCACCGCCGGAGUCUGGCAAACAUCUACAUCUUCCGGCACCCCUACUUCUUCGCCUCGAUCAUCCCGCUGCUCGCGUUCAUCUUUGGCCGGUACUCCAUCGUCACCGAUCUCGGAAACGUCAUGCUGCUCUCGAUCGGGCUUGUGAUGGCGGUCAUGUCGCUCUUUGCGCGCAUCACCGACCCGUUGAAAGAGAUGGCAAAGAGUAUCGUCAAGGGCGACUUUCUCUCCCUCUCAGACACCGCGCUCGUCGCAAACUACGGCGAACAAGUCAUCGGCGUCGUGUCGCUGAAGUACGUUAAUCUCGCGGACUACAACUCGGCAGUGCAAGAUGGCGGCAGCGGCAAGAUCCUCGAAGGUCCCGCUGGCGUCGCGCCCUCGGCCGAGUCUGACGUGUCUUCCAAGCGAAGCUCGACGACAACCAGCAAGAAAUCAAAAAAGGACAAAGACGCGCGCCACGCAAUCAUCACCUCCUGGACCGUCGUCAGACGCUACCGCCACGUCGGUCUCGGCUCCGACCUGAUCGGCCAGGCACUCGAGGUCGCGAAGAAAGACGGAAUUGAGAGUUUACUGAUCCAGUGCUUGUCGCUUGAGAAAGAGGCGGCAAAGUCGUUGCGCAGAAACGGAUUUGAGCUCGUUAGUAGCGCAAAGUUGCCGGGUGGGUUGGGAAGAUUGGGUAUUCGCACGGAUACUUAUGCUAUCGACGUCAAGGGGUGGGCGAAGGCGGCCGCUAAGAGUAAAUAAUGUACAUACGGAGUUCUGUUUCUCUCUUGUUUGAUUUGGUUCGGUCGAUGGAAGUCAAAAGCUGUACAUACUCAACUACAUAGUAAUCUAAUGUCUAAUACUUCCUCAAUAU